Mollisia scopiformis is the source of this 1512-nucleotide messenger RNA. Its product is annotated as putative fungal alpha-L-arabinofuranosidase. Gene Ontology annotation, molecular function: alpha-L-arabinofuranosidase activity. Gene Ontology annotation, biological process: arabinan metabolic process; pectin catabolic process; L-arabinose metabolic process. The transcript has a single exon. NCBI's taxonomy places the organism in Eukaryota, Fungi, Ascomycota, Leotiomycetes, Helotiales, Mollisiaceae. The record is from RefSeq and is a predicted model, not a curated record. The coding region runs from base 1 to 1512 and encodes 503 amino acids.
AUGCUCUCACACCCUCGCCUCGAACGUUCUUGCGUACUCGCUCUAGGCCUUGUUGCCUCGGUCAUCGCGGCUCCCUGUGACCUCUACUCUUCUGGAGGUACGCCUUGUAUCGCUGCACACAGUACCACUCGCGCUUUGUAUAGUGCAUAUUCCGGCUCGCUCUACCAAGUGAAACGUGGCUCCGACAAUACCACGACUAACAUCACUCCGCUCUCUGCCGGCGGAGUCGCUAAUGCAGCCGCACAAGAUACCUUCUGCGCCUCCACAACAUGUCUCAUUACAAUCAUUUACGACCAAUCCGGCAAGGGUAAUCACCUAACGCAAGCUCCUCCUGGGGGCUUCAGUGGCCCUGACCUCAAUGGCUACGACAACCUGGCCAGUGCGACUGGUGCACCUGUCACAUUGAACGGUCAAAAGGCCUAUGGUGUUUUUAUGUCGCCUGGCACUGGCUAUCGCAACGAUGCCGCCAGUGGGACUGCUACAGGAGAUGGAUCUGAGGGCAUGUACGCCGUGCUUGAUGGAACUCACUACAACGGUGCCUGUUGCUACGAUUACGGCAAUGCAGAGGUCAGUAAUAAAGAUACGGGCAACGGUCACAUGGAAGCCAUCUACUUUGGUACAAGCACUUCCUGGGGAACUGGAGCUGGCAGUGGCCCUUGGAUUAUGGCCGAUAUGGAGAACGGCCUGUUCUCUGGCGAGAGCGUCACUAACAACGCUGCUGACCUUUCGAUCACCUCUCGGUUCGUCACUGCAAUUAUCAAAGGAGAACCAAAUCAAUGGGCCAUCCGUGCAGGCAACUCUGCAUCCGGUGCCUUGUCGACUUACUACAGCGGUGUACGUCCAGCUGCGUCUGGGUAUAACCCGAUGAGCAAAGAGGGCGCCAUUAUUCUCGGCAUUGGUGGUGACAACAGCAACGGCGCACAAGGUACAUUCUACGAGGGAGUAAUGACCUCUGGCUACCCAUCCGACGCUACCGAGAACUCGGUACAAGCCAACAUUGUAGCUGCCGGAUACGCUACCACUUCCCUAACCAGCGGUCCAGCCCUUACCGUCGGCUCAUCGAUCUCCUUCCACGUCACUACACCGGGUUACACGACACGGUAUAUCGCCCACACCGGCACUACCGUUAAUACCCAGGUCGUCAAUUCGUCCAGCACCACUGCUCUCCAACAACAAGCGAGCUGGAUCGUUGUCGCGGGUCUUGCUAAUAGUGCCUGCUACUCUUUCGAGUCCGUGGACACUGCCGGCAGCUACAUCAGACACUACAACUUUGCGCUCUUACUCAACACCAAUGAUGGCACGAAGCAGUUCCAUGAAGAUGCUACAUUCUGCCCAAUAGCCGGUCUCAGUGGUGAAGGCAACUCGAUUCGAUCUUGGAGUUAUCCUACUCGCUAUUUCCGCCACUAUGCCAAUGUGGGGUAUGCUGCGAGUAAUGGUGGGGUUCAGACUUUUGAUGCACCCGCCUCGUUCAACAAUGAUGUGACCUUCCUUGUCGUUGAUGGGUUUGCCUAA